AUGGUGACAAUUGAGAUUUUAGAAGAAGAUUCAGAUCAGGAUCUCAGAAUUAUAGAAAAAAUCUAUCUAGGAGUCAAGAAAGGUACAGAAGAAACACCUGAGAUUAUAAUCAAUAUGAUAGAAGCAGAUCUAGAGAUUAUAAUCAAUAUGAUAGAAGCAGAAACCACCUCUACCAAUCAUUGGGAUAUUCUUUUAAAUAAUACUAGUAUUAGAGAAGCCUUAGCAAAUUAUCUGCAAGGUGACUCCAAUAUUAUAAAUCGGGUACACUCUAAUAGACUACAAACUAUUUCUGUGAAGUAUCAAACAACUAUUUAUAAUAAACUAUUUAUGGCUAUUAUUGAUAGUGGAGCUGCUAUUAGUAUAAUUACUCAACAAGCUGCUAAAGAAAUUAGAUUAGAAAUAAACACUUCUUCUAAUAGUUUAAUUUCAUUUGUACUUGGAAAACAAGUUAGAUCUCUAGGUAUUAUUAAGGAUGUUUCUGUAGAAAUUGCAGGAAUUACUAUUCAUAUCUCCAUAGAAGUUGUACCAGCAACUACUUACUCUCUUAUUUUGAGAAAUGAUUGGUCUUGCAAAGUAAAAGCCCAAUAUGAUUAG
Molecule: messenger RNA, 594 nt
Organism: Racocetra persica
Lineage: Eukaryota; Fungi; Glomeromycota; Glomeromycetes; Diversisporales; Gigasporaceae
Source: the annotation of a GenBank genome assembly